UUUGCCAUCUCAGUUUAUAAAACUGGCGGCAAAAGACGCACGCUUUGAAAAUUCUGUGCUGCAAUUUAAUUUAAAAUUAAACUUAAUAGUGUUAAUAAUGUUGCGUGUAUUUUUGUGUAUUUGUUUGUGUGUUACGGUUGUAUUUGGACAGUUUGGUUUCUACCCGAAUGACCGUCGUAAUCGACAGCCAUACCAAUAUGGAUUUAGUGAAAAUAUUCUAAAUCCUAGAAGAAUUCAGCAGAAACUUAGUUCUAUACUCAGUUUCAAACCUGAAACGGAUAACAGCAACGCAGCCUUCAUCUAUCCAUUCAACAACCGACCUAUAUCCAAUAAUCCAUAUAAUAACUAUGAUAACAAUUAUUAUCAAUCCAGCAACGUGAGAUUUCCAACCCCGGGAGACAAUUUUAAACCAGCAUAUCCUGGUGACAAUACUUUUGGACCAGAUUAUAAAGAAGUACCAAAACAACCAAAUGGUCAGACAUUACAAGGCUUCACAACGAAUCCAUCUUUGGGUGAGACCCAAGAUGAGCCUAUCACCAAUAGGCCUAUUUUGAAUUAUGGAACUACGCAAAAUAUUAAUUACGAUGAAGUUUACAAGCCAGGCUUUUCAAAUCACAGCAGUGGUCUUAUAAUGGGUAGUGUAUUAAAUAAACCAGUGUUUGGAAGUUUUAUAACACCAGAUUCAGCUACAAACUUUGAUACCAGUGCUAAGCCUUCUUUUGAAGACAGAAACGGCGAAGAACAGACAACCCUACCAACAUUGACACCUGUGCCCCCGUCAGAUGCAAGACAAAACAUGAAUUUUGGACCAGCUGGAAUAUUUAAGAACACAUGUGAGACGGUGGAUGGCGGAGUCGGAAAUUGCAUAAAGAUACAAGAGUGCGACGUCUACUAUAAGCUGCUGAAGGAUUCUCGGGAUAAGACGGUUGUAAACAUCUUAAGAAAAUCGCAAUGCGGCUUUGAAGGACAAAAUCCGAAGGUAUGCUGUCCCUUACCCGGUAUACCAGACCAGCCACCAGCUCCACAAACCACAACAGUUGCUCCUACGCCUCAAGCAAAGUCCGUAGACACAGAUGGCUUGACACCAGUGACGUCACUUCCGGAACCGCCAGUUUGUGGUGUGAGCGAAGCAUCGUUCAGUCGAGUUGUUAAUGGCGUUCCUGCUAAACUUGGUGACUUUCCCUGGAUGGCACUCCUGGGAUACCACGACAGCCGCGGAGGGCCUGAAACCAGGUGGAAAUGUGGAGGUUCUUUGGUGACUCAACACCACGUUUUCACAGCUGCCCAUUGCAUACAUGGCCAUGAAGAAUCGCUGUAUGUAGUGCGUCUAGGAGAGUUGGAUCUAGCAAGUGAAAACGAUGGAGCAGCACCAAUAGAUGUGCUAAUCAAAUCAAAGAUCAAACAUGAGAAUUACGACUCAUCAGCCUAUACAAAUGACGUCGCUUUACUCAUUUUAGACAAGGACGUACAGUUUACCAAACUAAUAAAACCAAUCUGCAUCCCUCAAAAUCAGAAAUUACGAUCUCUCACCUUUGAGAAGUACAACCCUCUUAUAGCAGGAUGGGGGGAUGUUUCGUACCGCGGUCCCUCGGCAUCCCAUCUCCAAGUAGCCCAGGUACCUGUAGUAAGUAACGCAGCGUGCAAAGAAACGUACAAACCGUACAAAAAGCAGGUGAUAGAUGAAAGAGUGUUGUGUGCCGGUUGGAAGGAUGGAAGACAGGAUGCCUGUCAGGGUGACAGUGGAGGACCCCUGAUGCAGCCUAUUUGGAACUCGGAAACCUACCAGACAUUCUUCUACCAAAUCGGCAUAGUUUCCUUUGGAAAUAAAUGCGCUGAGCCCGGAUUCCCCGGAGUCUACACACGAGUCACACACUUUGUUCCAUGGCUAGAAGAGAAGAUAAUCGGAUCUUAAUAUAUAUCCAUCCAACUAUAGCUACAUAACGACCGAAUUUCUGGAAUUAUAGCGCAUAUUAUUAUCUUUUAUAUCUGGCUGCUGGAAGCUGGAAAACGCUUUGGUUUGCAUUUUGAACAAGAAACAGUAUUGAAUUUCAUUAUCAUAAAUCUACAAUAACUAUUAAUUAAUACUACUGGUACUACCACUAGUUAUCUAUAAUGAUGACUAAUCAUAUUAUUGUUUUAUAAAUGUUUGUGGUUAUUGUUUUUUUUUGAAUAAGUAAAUGGACAAAUUCUCGAUUGGUAAAAUUUCCCGAAUGUAUUUUAGUACGAAACAUUGUUAAAAUGGCGUUCGUUUAUAUAUUACUGCGGACCACUGAGACCUUAUUGUAUUUAUUUUUGCACACAAUAUUGCAUAUAGGUAAGAUAUAGAAAUGUAAAAAAUUGAAAAUUCUAAUUUAUGUGAAGUGAUAAUGUACAAUGUACAUAAACAGAAAUAUUUUUAGAUAUUAAAAGUAUUAAAAUAGAUUUUUAAAAGUCUAAAAUAAAAUUUAAAUAUCUGUUACAAAUCUGUAUAAUUAUAACACAUUGGUAUAAUUGCCCUUGUAUGGCCCAACAUGAGUUAAAAGAAAUAAUUUUUGUAUCUACAUUUUUUUUAUUGUUUUUAAAUAUCAAAACAAAGGAUACUAAGCAAACUUUCAUUGAGCGUUUGACAGUUCUUACGUUCGCGUGACUUAAGAAAUAUUUAACUCUUAAAUUAAACUGGGUUAAAGAAAGAUCCUUUUAUGUGAGCUCUUAUAAUAGUUCAUAAGGUUGUGUAUUAAAUUAUUAUGAAUAGUUUGUGAUAUUAGUGUAUAUUUAUGUUACUUACUCAGUGUCAUUCGUUCUGAUUUAUCAAUUAAAAAUUAUCAAAUAUCAGAAAGUUCACAAAAAUCCAAUUGGAACAGUCAGUUGCGAAAUCCAAAUAUUUAUUCUUAAACAAGUAAAACUUAUAGCAUAAACCACAUUGGUUUUAAUUAUAUUUUAAUAACUUACUCGACUUAAUAUCAUAUAGCCCCUAAAUGGGGCAGAAAGCGUCUUCAGUAAGUCUCCAUCGCGUUCGGUCUUGAGCCUCGUACCUACAAAUCUUUCCAGCUCUCUUUGCCUCAUCUGUAGGUGUACGACGCUUUUACUUGGGACCACCACGCUUUCCCCUCUUUGCGGGUUCCAAUCAAGCGCCUGCUUGGGGAUGUAAUUGGAAUAUAUGCCCAUAUAUGCUAUGUUUAUUAUUUAAAUUCGAUGACUUCAAAUUGACUGUAUAAAGAUUAAACAAAUUUUAUUGUAAUGGCACAACAGUAUUUAAAACAAAUCGAGUGAAAUAUUCAGCAUUUCGAAUGUCCAAGAUUGAAAUGAAUUAGAUUAGUAGUAUACCUAUUCAUACUCAGAUAUUUUAUACAAACAUUAAUAGCUGGUUGUUAUUAAUAACUCAUUAUGGCAAUAAAAGAUUUUGUAUGUU
Molecule: messenger RNA, 3388 nt
Organism: Pieris napi
Lineage: Eukaryota; Metazoa; Arthropoda; Insecta; Lepidoptera; Pieridae
Gene: CLIP4
Product: venom protease-like
Exons: 9
Coding region: 98-1912 (604 amino acids)
Biological process (GO): proteolysis
Molecular function (GO): serine-type endopeptidase activity
Source: RefSeq, a predicted model, not a curated record